AUGCUCGACUGCCGCUCCUGCGUCCCCUUUGACCGGGCCAGUGACACUGUGCGGGUGCGGCUCAACUCGGAGGCUGUCGAACGCUGGGACGCAGGUGAUGGCCGCUUUGUGGAGCUCUACGAAGGUGACCGGCUGGUGGUCGGCGCCAAGACGAGGGCGGAGGCAGAUGAGCUGGUCCAGCUUUGGCAAGAGCGCAAGAAGCAGACGUCUGAGGGCUCCGAGGCACUGGCGGAGGUGCCGGUGACGGGCAUCGACGGCAGCUUGCCGCUGCCAGGUAUUCACGCGGCAGUUCCGGACCUCGGCACAGAGGACACGGAGGAGCCUCUACCGCCGCUGCCAGCGCCGCCAGUUCAAGAGGAGGCAGAAGAGGAGGCGGCAGAGGAGGAGGAGAUUCCCAGCGAAGCCCUGCCCAGCCAGCUGCAGGAGCAGCGCCAGGCAGAGGAAAUCGCGGCAGAGAAGGCUCGCGAGGAGCAGCGCCGGGUAGAGGAACUCGCGGCAGAGAAAGCGCGCGAGGAGCAGCGCCAGGCAGAGGCCAGAGCUGCAGAGAAGGCUCGCGAGGCAGAGCUCCGGCAGAAGGAGCAGAAGGAGGAGGAGGAGCGUGCCCGCAGACAAGCCAGAGAGAAGGAGCGCCAGCAGCGUGUGGAGGAGUUCCUUCAAGCGCACGGCUUUGUGGCGCUGGGCCAUGCCAAGCGCGUGCAGGAUGCCUGCGGCUUGCCCUUCAUGGCGAGAACUGUGUAUCCCAUCCAUGUCGCCGCCGAGCUGGCGGACGCAGGCAUGGUGGAGAUGAUGAUUCAGGAGGGUGCCGACCCGACGCAGCGGACGUCCAACGGCAAGACGGCCUCCGAGCUGGCGCGGAAGCGCAACAAAGGCGGCUCCCACGAUGCGGUUCUGAGAGCACUGAGCUCGAAGGCUGCUUUCAGGGGCGGCGCCUGA
Molecule: messenger RNA, 933 nt
Organism: Symbiodinium natans
Lineage: Eukaryota; Dinophyceae; Suessiales; Symbiodiniaceae
Source: the annotation of a GenBank genome assembly